Miscanthus lutarioriparius is the source of this 432-nucleotide messenger RNA. Lineage: Eukaryota; Viridiplantae; Streptophyta; Magnoliopsida; Poales; Poaceae. The record is from the annotation of a GenBank genome assembly.
AUGGAGAUGGAGCACCGCCUGAACAGAGGCGCCUCUCCCUGCGACAUCGAUUACCAAUCAACUCCCAAUAUGAUGGAAGUCAUUCCAAACUGGGACUGCAAGGGGACCGAUGAGUUCUGCAGCCGGCUUGGUCCGUUCGUGUCCAGCAGCCGCCCUGCUACUGCCACGGAGGACAUGGCGUUCACUCGUUCUGCAAUCGCGGUGAGCGGCCUCCAGUGCAAGUCCAUGGGCGGCAGCAUCGACGGCACGGCGGCCGUGAGGGUGGCAGCCGUGUUCUGCUACGUGCCCCCGUGGGAGCAUCAGUCCAUGGCGGUGAAGCGGACGGGUCUGAGCAGCAUGACCCUGUCCGCCGAGGGCGUGUGGAUCCCGUCCACGGGGCGGACACACAUGGUGGCCUGCCUCAGCGUUGACGAUGGUGUCGAUGACUCAUGA